UGCAACGUGGACGUGCACUUUUUACUUACCCCAAAAAAAAAAGACGUGGACGUGCACUUCUCCUGGUUAGAAACCUUGAGAGCCCCUCCUACCUCUCCCUCUCCCUCUACCUCUACCUCUUCGUUUAAACUCACAGGCCCUUCAUACUCCUCAGUGACGGGCCGGGCUUAGUUGUGGAGUAUGGGUUUUUCUAAGGAGCUGCUGCUUGCUCGUUUGCAGGAACUUGGAAUUCAUUUUGUUAGUUAUGAGCACCCUGUUGUUCUUACUCUUGAAGCCCAGGCUAAGUAUGUUGGCCAUUUGGGAAGUGCACUGAGUAAGAAUUUGUUCCUGAAGGAUAAGAAGCAUAGAUUGUAUGUUGUUUCAGCUCUGGCUGAUACCAAAGUUGACCUGAAAGUUUUGUCUCAGCGGCUUGGUUUGGGAAAGGGUGGACUGCGGAUGGCUCCUGAAGAAUCUCUUCAAGAAGUACUUCAGGUACCUUUGGGUUGUGUGACUCCCUUCGCCUUGAUUAAUGAGAGUGCAAGAUCUGUUGCACUAUUGUUGGACCAAGGUUUGAAAGCUCAGAAGUGCUUAUUUCAUCCACUUUCCAAUGAUAUGACUAUUUCCCUCUCCGCCAACGACCUUGACAAGUUUCUAAUUUCAAUUGGAAGAAGUCCCUCGUAUGUGGACCUUGAGGCUAUUGUUCCUGUUGGGAAGGACCAACCACCAGAUCUUGCUACUCUUGUUCCAACUGAGAUUGUGAAAUCACUAGAUGUACCACAACAAGGGACACCGAUCCAAAUUGCUGCAGAGAACCAUAUGCCUCGAGAGAAGAAAUUGAUGGAGCUUCAAGGCACAGAAAAGAUCAGUAACAAGUCCAAGCCUGCUGGGGAUGGGGUAACUAAGAAGCCUUCAGGAGAUAAGAAUCCAUCUACUGGUGUAGCAGAUGUACAAAAAUUUGUGAAUGAAAUCAUGGAUAAAACAUCUGCAAUACUCCAAGCAGAGGUUAGUGAGGCUUCUAUUCAGAAGCAUGGGAAGCAACUUGGGAAUGUGCUCUCUGACACUAUCAGGAAACGCUUGACACUAGAUUUGGAGAAUCUCGUGAUGACUUUCAAGAAUACUGCAUACACCGAAGGGUUUCAAUCAAAAAUUGGGAGCCUAUCAUUGCACAAAUGAGGGUGGUUUAUUUUCCAGCACUGUAGGAUCUGCAAGGAAGUUCAGGUGGUAAUGCUUGCAUUUUACAUCUCUAACCCCAAUGCCGAGAUGUUCUUUUAGUGAUUAGUAUUCUGGGGAUGUUAGUUAUGUCAAUCUGGUACACUACCUACCUCAUAAUUCAUUAUGAGAAAUUCAACUUGCAAGCUCGUAUUGUCGUCAAGGCAUCAUUCUGGCAUUAUUACCUUUUAAUAGCAGCGGAAUUCAUUACGAAGCUCAGAAAAAACUUUUUUGGGCAUGUAUACCAGAUUACCAACAUAGAAAUGUUGAUUGACUUUGAUUUAUACUCCUUGCCUGUGUUCCUAAGAAAUGAUAAUCCAAUCUAUUAGGGGCCGUUUGGAUACUUGGAAAUAUAUUGUCUGUGAAAUAUAUUACGGGCGUAAUACA
This is a messenger RNA of Amborella trichopoda, 1575 nucleotides long. RefSeq names its product YbaK/aminoacyl-tRNA synthetase-associated domain-containing protein. The record is from RefSeq and is a predicted model, not a curated record. Gene Ontology annotation, molecular function: aminoacyl-tRNA deacylase activity. NCBI's taxonomy places the organism in Eukaryota, Viridiplantae, Streptophyta, Magnoliopsida, Amborellales, Amborellaceae.